This is a messenger RNA of Otolemur garnettii (small-eared galago), 1953 nucleotides long. RefSeq names its product opioid growth factor receptor (gene OGFR). Gene Ontology annotation, molecular function: opioid growth factor receptor activity. Bases 24 to 1643 code for a protein of 539 amino acids. The transcript is spliced from 7 exons. Gene Ontology annotation, cellular component: membrane. The record is from RefSeq and is a predicted model, not a curated record. NCBI's taxonomy places the organism in Eukaryota, Metazoa, Chordata, Mammalia, Primates, Galagidae.
CCGGGUCCCUCCGGCGCCGGAGCAUGGACGACCCCGACUGCGAUUCUACUUGGGAGGACGAGGAUGAGGACGGCGACGGGGAUGGCGACGGCGACGACGAAGCCGCCUGCGCGGGGGACGCGGAGGACGAGGACAAGGAUGAGGGCGCGAGGCAGACGCGGCCCAGCGCGCUCCAGUCCAGGAUGACAGGGUCACGAAACUGGAGAGCCCUGCAGGAUAUGCGCAGGUAUCGGCACCACUACCCGGAUUUGGUGGAACGAGACUGCAAUGGUGAUAUGCCAAAUCUGACUUUCUACAAAAAUGAGAUCCGCUUCCUGCCAAACGGCUGUUUCAUUGAGGACAUUCUUCAGAACUGGAAGGACAACUAUGACCUCCUCGAGGACAACCACUCCUACAUCCAGUGGCUUUUUCCUCUGCGGGAACCAGGAGUGAACUGGCACGCCAAGCCCCUCACACUCAAGGAGGUCGAGGCUUUCAAAAGCUCCCAGGAGGUCCAAGAGCGGCUGGUCAGGGCUUAUGAACUCAUGCUGGACUUCUAUGGCAUCCGACUCCAGAACCGAGACACAGGCGCUGUGUGCCGGGCCCAAAACUACCAGCGGCGCUUUCAGAACCUGAACUGGCACAGCCACAACAACCUGCGAAUCACACGCAUGCUCAAGUCCCUGGGUGAGUUGGGCCUGGAGCACUACCAGGUGCCCUUGGUCCGCUUCUUCCUGGAGGAGACACUGGUGCGGCAGGAGCUGCCAGGAGUGCGGCAGAGCGCCCUGGACUACUUCGUGUUCGCUGUGCGCUGCCGUCAGCAGCGUCGCCAGCUGCUGCACUACGCCUGGGAGCAUUUCCGGCCCCGAUGCAAAUUCGUUUGGGGGCCCCAUGACAAGCUGCAGAGGUUCAAGCACGGUUCUCCAACUCAUCUGCCAGCAGGUCCCAGGCAGGCAGAAGGGCAGGACAGUCCACAGGACACCCUCCUCGAGGCUGGCACCGAGGGUCAGACCUGUGGACCAGGGAGGGAGGGGAGUGGAGACAGUGUGCCUGAGAGUCCCCAGCCAUUGAGUGUGAAGCCCCAGGAUGAGGGAUCUCUGGAGGGGAGCCAGGAAGAUGGGGCUGCAGGCACUGGGGAAGAUGGGCCAGAGCCCCCAAGCCCCAAAGAGUGCAAGAAGAGAAAGUUGGAGUUGAGCCGGCGGGAGCAGGCCCCUGGGGAGGCGGGUGCUGAGAGCGUGUCAGAGGUGGAGAAGAUCGCCCUGAACCUGGAGGGGUGCGCCCUCAGCCAGGGCAGCCUCGAGCCAGGGACCCAGGAAAGGGGCAGCCAGGAUCCUGGGGAGGCCCACCAGCCCUGCCCCCAGCCCCCAGGGGCCAGGGCAACUGACAAGGUGAGGAAGCGGAGGAAGGUAGACAAGGGUGCCAGGGACAGUGCUGUGGAGGUCAGCAGGGAGACCAAGGCACUGGCUCCAUCAGGGUGCCACGAGGCUACAGAGGUCGAAAACGGGGUCAAGGAGGAUUCUGAAGGCCAGACACAGCCUGAGCAGGCUGCCCCUGGGAGCCCGUCACAGGGCCCAGACCCUACGGCAGGACCUGCUGCCCAGGAGAGGGCUGAGGUGCCAGAGGCAUCCGAGGUGGGGCUCUCCACCAGCCCUGGAAAGCCUUAAGGGACAGGGCGCCAGCUGGCGUCUGGUCUGCUGCCGGAGUCCGGGCCUGGGGCACCCGACCCUGGCUCUCCUCGGUGCCCAGCAAUGCUGGCUUCUCCCUGGUGGCCACUAUAGUGGCCUCCAGCAGGAGUGAGGCCCCGCCUCAGGGAAGGCCCAGGCCACCAGAAGCCUCUGUCUCGCUGCACCUCCCACUCCUUGUCCUUUGCCCCAUCUUUAUAUAUUGACCCUCAGGGUCUGGGGGUGGCAGGGGCUCAUUUUCUUAGCCUGGUGCCAACCAAGGCUUUGUCUGAAUAAACUCAUUUGACUUUGA